This is a messenger RNA of Kwoniella botswanensis, 1884 nucleotides long. RefSeq lists its product as uncharacterized. Lineage: Eukaryota; Fungi; Basidiomycota; Tremellomycetes; Tremellales; Cryptococcaceae. Gene Ontology annotation, cellular component: SCF ubiquitin ligase complex; cytoplasm. The record is from RefSeq and is a predicted model, not a curated record. The transcript is spliced from 8 exons. Gene Ontology annotation, molecular function: protein binding. Bases 1 to 1884 code for a protein of 627 amino acids. Gene Ontology annotation, biological process: SCF-dependent proteasomal ubiquitin-dependent protein catabolic process.
AUGGACUCACCAGUACCGGCAACGGAUACACCGUCCUAUCCACCGACACCGUCCUCCCCCGAUCUAGCAUCUGAGAUCGAUCAGUUGUCUGUCAACCCCUCUCCAUCGCCUGCUCCACCCAGUCAAGCCAAAAUCGAUGUAGAGGAUGCCGAAUUGGAAAAAUUCAGAAAUCAGUGGAGAGAAGAGGUAAAAGCCAAGAAGGGCGAACCCGUACAUGGCGGUGCGAGAACGACGGGUAUAGGCAAGGGCAAAGAGAAGGAAGUGGAAGUUGGACCUGUAAGGUGGAAGGGCAAACAGAAUGAUCAACCACCAGCAGCUGAACCUGACCUUCCGAGCGAACGUUCAGGAGGAUCCGAGAAAAGCCUUUCACCAGUCAAAGAGAAGAUCAAACUUCCUUCUCCCAUUUCCCCCAAGAAACCAUUACGUUUCGUUCCAGGCGAAGCGGUAGAUCUGGAUAAAUUAGAUUCCUAUCUGACCACGACGACUUUCACACCUUUCAAACCUGCGUCAGUUCAUCGGCCUACCAGGUUCACAGGCUCGAUAGCGCCCGAAGGACAAGAAAGGGAGAGUGCCAUACAGAUAUACCAAAGGGCGAUUGAGAGUGAACAGAGUGGGAAGUUGAAUGAGGCGUUGAUGUUGUACAGGAAAGCUUUCAAGCUGGAUGACGACAUUGACAGGACAUAUGCUAGAUCCCUCAAAAACAAGUCCAAUAGUAUCACGCAAGAUAAAAAAUCCCAAGAGACAGAACUACCUCCCACACCUUCAUCGUCCGAUAUAAUCUCCUCCAAACCACCUUCGAUCGAGCCUUACUCAUUCGCAAGACAUAUUCAGACGGCGCCAGAUUACGAAAAGACGCAUCUCCCUGCUCCCGCUUUUACCACCAGUCCCCUUCCCGCUCUUUCUCGACCUGCCGAAUCCGUUUAUCCAAUAUCACCCCUUACCCGAAUGUUCAACAACCUGUCCACCCCAUCGAACGAAUUGACAUUCCACCCGGAUGAAGAAGAAUUACCAUGUCCCAUUACAAAAUUACCCAAUGAGCUGUUCGAACCUAUCUUGAUGAACCUUGAUGUAACGUCUAUAGAGAGAUUCGGAUCGGCAUGUUGGAAAUCCCGUUGGUUGACACAUGUCUCCCUGGCUUGGAGGGAUAUAGCUGAGAGAAUAUACAAACCUCCGGCGAUGUUACCACCUGCGCCCCAAAUUACUGGAGAUAUGCAGGAACGGACGGGUGGCGAUGGCGAGAAUGAAGGAAUGAUAUCGCAGAAAUUCAACGAGGAAUCAAGGGUAGAACCUAUCCGGGUGAAAGAUCUAGUCAAAAGACAUAGAGACGAGUGGAGAACGACGGUAGUAGAGGAAGAGAGGAUAAGGAUGGAUGGAUGCUACAUUGCGGUUUGUCAUUAUAUCCGUCCUGGUGCAGGUGAAGAAUGGGUAACGAUCACACACAUGAUAACAUACCAUCGAUUCUUGCGGUUCUACCCUGAUGGCAAUGUGAUAUCAUUCCUCACAACGGAUCAUCCAUCGGAAAUCGUACCAUCCCUUCGGCCGUCCAUCCGAGGUAAAGGUUUACAUUUCGGUCGCUGGCGUUUAAUCAGAUCAGAUUCAGAUAAGAAUUCAAAUACAAACGUGGAUUCGCAAACGACUAAAGACGGUAAAAAGUUUGCUAGGGUAAUUAUUACCGACUUGCUAGAACCGGGAAACGAAAGUCCGAAGUAUGAGUUUGAGAUGGAAUUGAUUCUGAAGUCAACUGGUCGAGGGAGAUGGAACAAACUAGAGAUCUUGGAAUAUAGAUCGAUAAAUCUCAUGACUGGUGAAGUACUGGCGCUGGCGCUAAAACAUCAGAAACCAUUCUACUUCUCAAAAGUCAGAUCGUAUAAUCCACCGUUUUAG